Molecule: messenger RNA, 1672 nt
Organism: Gadus chalcogrammus (walleye pollock)
Lineage: Eukaryota; Metazoa; Chordata; Actinopteri; Gadiformes; Gadidae
Gene: tspan6
Product: tetraspanin 7
Exons: 8
Coding region: 161-913 (250 amino acids)
Cellular component (GO): membrane
Source: RefSeq, a predicted model, not a curated record
CAGCACCAUCCUCAGGACUCUCCCCACUCCCUCAGGAAAGUGAAAUGUGGGUUAGUGACGACACUUCCCCCACUCCUAGGAUCUAUCCUGCAAGUUUUUUUCCUCAAUAGGACGGAGCAAAGUUUUCUCUUCUCUUCCACGUAUCAGAAAAAAAGCCAACAUGUCGCCACCGUCGAGACGGCUUCAGACAAAGCCCGUGAUUACCUGCCUCAAGACCUUCCUUAUUUCCUACAGCCUUAUAUUCUGGGCCACAGGCGUGAUCUUGCUGGCCGUCGGCGUGUGGGGGAAAGUCAGCCUAGAAAACUAUUUGGCGCUGGCUGCUGACCAGAGCACCAACGCGCCAUAUGUCCUCAUCGGGACCGGAGCCUGCAUUAUCGUCUUUGGGUUGUUCGGUUGCUUUGCGACCUGCCGAGGAAGCCCAUGGAUGCUCAAACUGUAUGCCAUGUUCCUGACCUUGGUGUUCUUGGCUGAGCUUGUGGCUGGAAUCUCAGGAUUCAUCUUUCGGCACGAGCUCAAACACAUACUGGACAAGGCCUUUACCACCGCUGUGAAACAGUACAACACCACCGACAGCCACCACAACGCCCUGGACACCAUUCAGAGUACUUUGGGUUGCUGUGGCAUCAAUACAUACACGGACUGGAAUGGGACGGCCUAUUUCAAAGAGAACGGCAUCCCAACCAGCUGCUGUAAGACCAACCACUGCAGCCCGGAGAUCCUCAAAGAUCUCAAACAGGCCGCGACAGAGGUGUACGAGCAGGGCUGUUUCUCUGUGGUGUCCACUAAAAUGGAAGCUAAUCUGGGAAUCAUCGCUGGCGUCUCCUUUGGAAUCGCAUUCUUCCAGCUCAUUGGAAUGUUCCUGGCCUGCUGUUUGUCCCGAUACAUAACCAACAACCAAUACGAGAUGGUCUAGGAACGAAACACAGACUUCAGUGGCACACUUUAGUGAUGAUUCAACAAGGCCUUAUUUGUUUUCUAAGUGUUCCAUGAAACACCAAAGGCCAACUAACUACAUCCAUCUCCCUCUGUGUCCCGCUGUCUCCGUCUUACAGAUGUGCACCAGCAGAGGAAAAGACUUCAAUGUUUUUCUCAUAAUUUUAUUAUUGCGUGUCCACGUAUAUUGUUUUAGGGACAAAAAUAACACUUGCUGCUUCUUUUAUUUGACGUACCCGAUGCCAACCAAGCAGAAGAGAACUGCUAUGAAUUGACAAGGGAUAUUUGCUGCUUUUCUGAAAGGCAAAAUGAAAAAGGGAGCCAAUUCAUUUAGUAGUAAAUAUAAUGUUUGAUUUAAGUUACCAUUUCAGUCAGUCGUACCCUGCCAAUUGGUAAACAUUUCCAAUACUGUCAACGAUUGUGUUGAUGUGCUGCCUACAAUGUUUUGUAAUUUUGCUAUAUUUAGUCUGUGGUUAUGCUAUUAAAAAAGCUGAUAUGCAUUGAAGCAAAACCAUGUGAAUUUUAUUGUGAAUUCUGAGUAUGUUGCUUAUAUAAAGGGUAAAUAUGAGGUUAGAGACAUUUAAUCUCAUGCUGUAUUUCUCCAUAACUAAUCUUUAUGACGGUUGUCGUUAUUGUUAUUAAUUUGUCAUAAAUAAUUGCCUGUUAAGCCCUUUGAGACUAUUUGUGAUUAAGGGCUAUGGAAAUAAAGUUUGGUCGAUUUGAAACGCAUGUUUUUUUC